GUUUCCCUGGGACUCUUACGUUGUCCCAGAGAUCCAGCCUUCUAUCGAGCCACCCUUGGGCUCUUACGGAAUCCUGCAGUGAACAAGCGUGCUCGGACCAGCAAGGCGAGUGCGUCCAGUCGCUCGGCCAAACCGUCAGCCAGUGAAGGGUCCCACCUGGCCAGCGAAGGGUCCCACCUGGGCGGUGAAUAAUUUGUUUCUCCCUUCUCUUUCUUAUGCCUCUCCUCCUCGGUGGACGUUGCCGGGGGUGCCGUGUACAUUAACAACAAGAAUCUAGCGACGCUGCCCAAGAGCUUCAGGAAGCGCCUGGGCGUGAUGCCGCAGGACAGUUGGUUGUUCACAGGCACCGUGCGGUCCAACCUGGACAUGGGGAACGAGCACACCGACGAGGAGCUCUGGAAGGUGAUCAGUCAGGCCAAGCUCGACAACGUGGCGAAGGGCUGGUGGCUGGGCUUGGACCAUGAGGUGCAUGAAAAGGGCGGCAACCUCUCCGCCGGAACGUGCCAGCUGCUGUGCCUUGCGCGGGUGCUGCUGAAGCGGCCGAAGAUCCUAUUCCUGGACGAGGCCACGGCGUCCGUUGACAUCGAGACGGACAAGCUGGUUCAAGAGACCAUCCGCAGUCCGGGCGUGCUGCCGCCAGACUGCUCCAUCGUCACCGUGGCCCACCGCCUGCACACCGUAAUCGACUACGACAAGAUCGUUGUCCUGUCGCUCGGGAAGGUGGUGGAGGAGGGCUCGCCGCAUGAGCUGCUGCAGAAGGAGGGCCACUUCGCGAGCUUCGUGAAGGACACCGGCGCCUCCAGCGCCAAGGAGCUCGAGCGGCGCGCGGCCCUCGCGCACGGCGCGGCGGCCCCGGAGGCCAGCCCGUGAGCAGGCCGCGCCGCGGCCCCGCCGCGGCCCGCGCCGCACGGGGCCACAGAGCCGCCGCCGCCCCUCGGGGAGGG
This is a messenger RNA of Prorocentrum cordatum, 944 nucleotides long. NCBI's taxonomy places the organism in Eukaryota, Dinophyceae, Prorocentrales, Prorocentraceae. The record is from the annotation of a GenBank genome assembly.